AUGCGUUUCCCAUUCAUCUUUUUGCUGUGUGUUUUCCAUUUGAAAGUUUUCUUUCUUGCUGCAAAGGCCUCACCCAGACUUUCGCUAUCCUCUCCGAUUCGUAAACAGAAUGUAUUUACUACGCUGCCUACGUCUUUGGUUCGCAGAGCAGGUGCAAUGAGUGUUUCGGAUUCUUCUAGUAGUACCUCUAGUUCCAGCAAUCGAAAGUCUUUGUCUUCCGGUAAAACUUCAUCCUCUAUCUCCGAUAUUAUUAGCACUUCUGAUGCUUCUGGGACCUCUGUUUCCUCGUCUCAUAAAAAUGCUACGGACGGGUUUAUCACUGAAUAUGUGACCAUUCAACCUACUACGCUCAUUACAACUAUUUUCCAAUAUACCUCUUUGGCUUCUACUAUACCCGCGCAGAGUGGUUUAGCCUCUUUGGUUCCUCAAUCUUAUUCUCCCUACGGCAGUGCUGGUGCUCUUAUUGGAAUUUUAGUCGGCGUGAUUGUGGGAAGUGUGUUUGUCUUUGCCAUCGUCAUGGUGGUAGCACGUAUAUGGGGACCUCGUCUUUUGGCUAAUAAAAAAAAUAACGAAGAAAGUGAUGGAAAUUUUCAAGAUGACCCUGAAGUCAAGCAAGAAAGAAUCCCACAAAUUACUUAUGCUUCUAAUUUUUAG
This is a messenger RNA of Schizosaccharomyces osmophilus, 654 nucleotides long. RefSeq names its product Schizosaccharomyces specific protein. Bases 1 to 654 code for a protein of 217 amino acids. The transcript has a single exon. The record is from RefSeq and is a predicted model, not a curated record. NCBI's taxonomy places the organism in Eukaryota, Fungi, Ascomycota, Schizosaccharomycetes, Schizosaccharomycetales, Schizosaccharomycetaceae.